Messenger RNA from Aspergillus ibericus CBS 121593, 3406 nucleotides. Its product is annotated as alkaline phosphatase. NCBI's taxonomy places the organism in Eukaryota, Fungi, Ascomycota, Eurotiomycetes, Eurotiales, Aspergillaceae. The transcript is spliced from 3 exons. Gene Ontology annotation, biological process: carbohydrate metabolic process. Gene Ontology annotation, molecular function: hydrolase activity, hydrolyzing O-glycosyl compounds. The record is from RefSeq and is a predicted model, not a curated record. The coding region runs from base 455 to 3241 and encodes 928 amino acids.
AGAUAACGUAUCAAUUUACUCUCUUCGUUCCCCUGAAAUUCAUGUUUGUUACCAUGUCGAAGGUUUGGACUUUCCAACAAAUCGCGUGAAGCCAUUCCAACAUAAAGCGGGGAUGCUUACAUAACCAUCACCAGGAUGGCAGGCACAAUUCAAUUCACGAGGACGCACAGGAUCAGACUCAAGUCCACUGCAGUUCGGCUUUGCCGUAACACUGGAUGCAUCGUUACUUCCCUGUAACACCAUUUGCAGCCUCGGCCGUCCCAAUCACCGGAGACGAUGGGCGAGCUGAACGGCUAAUCAGUGGGCCAUCCUUCAGACCACCUGGCGACUGAUUACGCAUGGCUCGCUUCCCCGCUGAAACCGUUCAGAGGCACCGUUACGCUCAUUCUGCUGCCUCCCUCUUUCACUGAGUUUGAUCCGAUCCCCCUUCCCCGCUCUACGCGCGAUCUGAACGAUGCCUCCUGUGCCCCCGCAACCCGAGGAACGUCGGGUGAUCCUCUAUCACCAAACCAUCUGUGCCGACGGCCAGUAUGUCUCCAUGCUCCCCCUGCUGGAGAACAACACCGGCAUCACCCAUGUCAUCCUAGCAGCCUUCCACCUCAAUGCCGAUCCACAACACAUCACACUAAAUAAUGAUCCCCCACAUGAUCCGCUCUACGCACCGCUGUGGGAAGAGGUGCCUCUCGUGAAGCAAGGCGGGAUCCGCGUCAUGGGAAUGCUGGGGGGUGCCGCUCAGGGUUCGUUCCGCUCCCUCGAUGGAGACGAAGAGAAAUUCGAACGGUACUACCAACCUUUGCGGGACAUGGUGCGCCGCCACCAACUGGACGGGCUGGACCUAGAUGUGGAGGAGGAGAUGUCAUUACGAGGCAUCAUCCGACUGAUUGACCGGCUCAAGUUGGACAUGGGCGACGAGUUUAUCAUCACGUUGGCCCCGGUCGCCGCGGCAAUGUUAGGCUUGGGCAAUCUUUCAGGCUUCGACUAUCGCGAGCUGGAACGGCAGAGAGCGUCCAAGAUCAGUUGGUACAAUACGCAGUUUUAUAAUGGAUGGGGGCGUGCGGAGGAUCCUCGGAUGUAUGCGGCCAUGGUUGCACAGGGCUGGUCUCCGAAUCGGCUGGUGUACGGGCUGUUGACGAACCCGGCGAAUGGAGCACAGGGCUACGUGCCACAGGAGCAGAUCGGGCCGGUCCUGGCGCUACUGGUUGAUCGAUUCCCGGGUUUCGGAGGCGUCAUGGGCUGGGAAUACUUCAAUGCGAAGCCGGGGGGACGAGAGGCGCCGUGGCAGUGGGCGGCUGAGAUGACCUUGAGCAUGCAUAUGAAGGAUCUGAUCCCCGGCCAUCAUUUCCCACCCCUCAUAUUCACGUUGUUGGCCGUGUAUCUGGCCUCGUUGGUGUCGCUCGUUCGGCCGGCCGACCAAAGCACCCCCGAUCACCGCAAGGACAACAAAACUGCUCGACAAGCUUCCAAGUCUCCAGAACCUCCCUCUCAAGGCGUCCUUCAGACCCUAUUGACCGGUCUACCGUCCGCCAAGCUACCGCUGUCAACGCGUUUGACCGUUCUGAUCAACAUCGGCCUCGCUCUCCUUACACUGGACUUUGUAGCACGAGGCUUCGUGGUCUAUCCGAGCAAGGAUGUCACUUUCUCUCGCAUCGGCUACGUGUCGCCCACCACGGCGAAUCUGCUGGUUCGUGAGCCCGAUCCUGCCCAGCUACCCUUGUUCGUCUUCUACCAGCCAGCGGAAGACGAUCCCUCGCAAUGGACCGAAGAGGGCGUCAUCUACUUCCUGGAUGAUACGACGGACUUCACGACCACCGUCACGAUUAAGGGUCUGGAGCCGUCAUCUGCAUACCGCUAUUCUCUGUCCAACAAUCUGACAGGCUCUUUCGUCACGGCACCGAUGCCCGGCUCGAAAUCGGCUAAUCACCUCAGCUUCCUCACCUCGAGUUGUAUGAAGGCGAACUUCCCUUAUAACCCAUUGUCGCAUCCACUGCGGAUACCAGGAAUCGAGAAGAUGACGGAGACGGUCAAUUCACUGUCGUCGCUGCUCCGACCAGCUUUCAUGUUGUUCUUGGGGGAUUUUAUAUAUGUCGAUGUGCCUCAGCGCUUUGGAUCGUCCACCUCUCACUACCGCAGCGAGUACCGUCGGGUCUACUCAUCGCCAUCGUGGUCCGAGCCCCAAGGUAGCCCAGCCCUUGAUCUUCCGUGGAUUCAUACGCUCGAUGACCACGAGAUUGAGAACGACUGGUCCAAGGGGAACACAACUGCGCCGUAUCCUGCCGCUUUUGACCCCUACAUCCACUACCACGUCAGCGCAAACCCCCCUAUACCGCCGACUCCCUUUGCCAAACCUGAAAACACCACCUACUUCUCUUUCAUUAAUGGACCUGCCUCGUUCUUCAUGCUGGACACCCGCACCUACCGCACCGAGCCUGCCCAGCCCAGCUCUUCCAUCCUCGGCUCCGCACAGCUCCAGUCCCUCCUCGCCUUCCUCGCGCGUCCGGAGCCAUCCGAAGUGCGCUGGAAGAUCGUGGCGUCCAGCGUUCCUUUCACCAAGAACUGGCACGUUGGCACAACUGACACUUGGGGUGGGUUCCUCAAUGAACGUCGCAUUGUCUUUGAGGCGAUGUGGCGCGCAGAGCGCGAGCUAGGCGUCCGUGUUGUCCUGCUCAGCGGAGAUCGCCAUGAGUUCGGAGCGACCCGGUUUCCAGACCCAGAUAUCAAGCUGACGCCCGAUGAGCUACUCCCCAACACAGCGGGAGAAGGUCUGCACGAAUUCUGCGUCGGGCCACUGAACAUGUUCUACCUCCCGAUCCCGACCUACCGUCAAGACGAUGAUGAAGACGUCGCGAUCAAGUAUAUCCCAGAGGGAAACACCAAGUACGGGCUAAUCGACAUUGAUGUUCGGGACGAGACCAUCGACACCAAGGCUGGUGCAGCCAUCACUGUUCCCAGCUCCGUCUUCACCUACUCACUCUACGUCGACACCGACCUUGUCUGGCAGUACUCCCUCAGCGUCCCUCUGCGGGGAUUCGAAGCUGUGGUCGCAUCCUCGUCCGCAUGGAAACACCCUCGCUUCCCGCCGGGCAAACUCCUUCUCGACGAGCGCGAGGCAGGCAGCUGGAUCGAAUCGAUCAAGUCGGUGAUAGGCCGCGUCGAAGAGACAGUCGGCGAAGUGUCCUUUUACGCGAGAGAGCAAGUUUACGAUCUACUCGAUAAAGUCAGACGGGUGGAACGAGUGGACUGAUGUCUGGACACAUCUUAUUCUUCGAUGCAAUUGGCAGUGAGAGUUGGUUAAUAAUAAGAAAUAUGAUCCUAUUACCAUUAUUAAUGACAUUUACCUGACCGGACAGAUAAAGCUCGAUGCCUUGGUCUGAUAGUACUUUCUAGUAAAACCUCAACAAGAUACAGG